This is a messenger RNA of Eutrema salsugineum, 3039 nucleotides long. RefSeq names its product flowering time control protein FPA. Gene Ontology annotation, molecular function: RNA binding. The record is from RefSeq and is a predicted model, not a curated record. Lineage: Eukaryota; Viridiplantae; Streptophyta; Magnoliopsida; Brassicales; Brassicaceae.
UGCUCUCGCUUUUUCUCUCUCUAAUCUAUCUUCUUCUUCUAUCUCUUUUCUAGGGUUCUCCUCUCCUCUCAGUUGUUAGGAAUUGACGACGCAUCUUUCUCUGAAUUUUUCUCGGUCAACGUACUAUUGCUUCAUCGCACAAUUCGGCUCUCGUUUUCGACUCGGGGAUAUCAAAUCUGAUAAUCUCUAGGUAAACUAUCAAUUCGGGGAUUCGAAAUUUGAUCCCAAGGAUUGCCAAAUCCUUAACUCUGAAGAUGGCGACAGCUAUGAAGCCUUUCAGAUCACGUGAAGCUGAUGAAUCGGGUUUCAAGUCGAACAAUCUAUGGGUCGGUAGCCUUACGAUGGAUACCACGGAGUCAGAUCUGACAGAGCUCUUUGGAAGAUUCGGCGAUAUUGAUAGAAUUACGGCGUAUUCUUCCCGUGGAUUUGCGUUCAUCUACUACAGACACGUUGAGGAAGCCGUCGCAGCCAAGGAGGCCCUUCAAGGGGCGAAUUUGAACGGAAGUCAGAUUAAGAUCGAAUACGCGCGACCGGCAAAACCUUGUAAGAGUCUUUGGGUGGGCGGAAUCAGCCCAAGUGUCUCAAAGGAUGACCUGGAGGCAGAAUUCAGGAAAUUUGGAGAAAUCGAGGAUUUUAGGUUUCUUAGGGAACGCAAGACAGCUUUCAUUGAUUACUUUGAGAUGGAAGAUGCCCUACAGGCAAGGAGCAUGAAUGGCAAGCGAAUGGGUGGUAGCUAUCUGCGCGUUGAUUUUCUCCGGUCACAAGCACCAAGAAAAGAACAGUGGGCUGGCUCUUACGAUAACAGGAAUGGCAAUGUGAAUCAUAAACCUCAGUAUACUCACUCACAUGAAGAUGCCAACGGGGAUGACCAGCCAAGUAAGGUUCUGUUUAUUGGGUAUCCUCCUUCUGUUCAGAUAGAUGAGCAAAUGCUACACAAUGCAAUGAUACUCUUUGGUGAGAUCGAAAGGAAAAAAAGCUACCCAUCAAGGCAUUUUUCACUUGUGGAGUUUAGGAGCAUGGAGGAAGCUCGCCGUGCCAAGGAAGGUCUACAGGGGAGGUUAUUCAAAGAUCCUAGAAUCAGAAUUAUGUACUCAAACGAUGAGCUGCCUCCUGAGCAAGAUGAUACUAGUUUUUACUCUGGCGUGAAACGUUCAAGACCAGAUAUGUUCAUCAAUGAUCCUUCAUUUGUAUCUUCUCCUCAUUCUACUGGAGUUCCUGGGUCUAUGAGGCCUUUCAGAGGUGGCAAUGAGCGUUCGUAUAAUGCUUCAGAAUUCAACGACGUUGUUGGUAAGGAGCCAAACUGGAGGAGGUCAUCUCCAAAUGGCACUGGAAUACUCCCAUCUCCAACAGGACCUGGAAUCCUCCCAUCUCCUGCACAAGGUAUGAGGCACCCUGCGAGGUCAUUUUCUUAUUCCUUUGGAUAUGAUCCUGCUCAGCCUGACAGAGAAAGCAAACGAACAAGAAGAGAUGGAUCGGUGGAUGGUUUUGCUCCAAUGGGUGUCGAUGAGAGGCCAUUUGGGCGUGGUUCAGUUGCUGCUAGGCCUAUCCGCGGUCACCCUGAUUCUGAUUACAUGUGGAGAGGAAUGAUUGCCAAGGGUGGAACUCCUGUCUGUUGUGCUCGUUGUGUACCUAUUGGAAAGGGGAUUGAAACUAAACUCCCUGAGGUCGUCAAUUGUUCAGCAAGAACUGGUUUAGACAUGCUCGCCAAACAUUACACUGAAGCCAUUGGAUUUGAGAUAGUUUUCUUCUUACCAGACAGUGAAGAGGAUUUUGCGUCUUACACCGAAUUUCUCCGCUACCUCGGCUCAAAAAAUCGAGCAGGUGUUGCCAAAUUAGAUGAUGGAACAACUUUAUUCUUGGUGCCUCCAUCAGAUUUCUUAACUGAUGUACUCAAAGUGUCCGGACCAGAGCGGCUAUAUGGUGUAGUUCUCAAGUUGCCCCCACCAGCCGUUCCUGUUGCAGCACCGUACAGACAAGAAUCUCAGUCCAAUCCUCUGCCUUAUAUGGAUCAAGCCCGGGAUUCACCUGCCAAUGCCAGUCAUGGUUUAUAUCCUCCUGCUAAACCUUCGGCUAGUGAGCCUCUCAGAAUGCCUAACAAUGCUGGGGUUAGUUUAACGCCAGAGCUUCUAGCCACUCUGGCCUCUUUUCUCCCUGCAACUUCUCAACCUGCUGGCCCCGAGAGUCACCAACCUAUGCCAGGCACUUCAACAGUCGUUUCCGCAGUAACUCAAUCCAAUGGACUGUACAAUGGAGAAGCACCGUCUCAAGCUUGGAACAGAGAUCCACAAACAGUCCAUGAUGCCUCAAAUCAGUCGUUCCAACAAUAUGGAAAUCAGUACAAUCCAGCCGGGCAACUACCUCCUCCUCCUCCUCCUCGUUACGCUCCAGCUUCAAACAACCCCAACUACUCUAGUGGAAUGGUCCAUGGAAACAUGCAAUACCAAGGCCAGUCUGUUAACAUGCCUCAGCUAUCUCCGUUACCGAAUAUGCCUCAUAAUAACUAUGCCAUGUACACUCAGGGUUCGUCAAAUCAAACUGUUUCUCAGCCCAUGACACAGCAAUACCAACCAGAAGCUUCCGUGCCAAACCAAAACUAUGGUCCAAUUCCAAGUUAUCAGCAAUCCAGUUAUCAUGGUGUAACAACAAAUCAGGCGCAUAAUUUAAACGCUUCCCAAUUCCAAGCUGCCAUGCAACCAUCAGCUGACAAGGCAACCGUGGAGCCACAAAGCCAAGCACCACAGCUGCAGCCUGUGCUCUCUGGGGCUGGUCAGGGUUCAACAGAUGGGGAGGUCGAUAAGGACCAGAGAUACCAGUCAACACUGCAGUUUGCAGCAAACCUUCUUCUGCAGAUACAGCAGAAGCAGCAGCAGCAGCAGCAAUAGUCUUUGGGUUCUCGGGCUGGACAGGGCUCUUAGCUCGUCUUCGUUAUGUUGUUUUUUUUUGGAUUUUUCUUUUUCUUUCUUCUGUUCUUAAUUAGUUCUUUCUUUUUUUUGUAUUACAAAACAAAUCCUCCUUAUGAUAUCAAAAUUGUUGACGGUA